Messenger RNA from Bombyx mandarina (wild silkworm), 2204 nucleotides. Its product is annotated as FAST kinase domain-containing protein 3, mitochondrial. Gene Ontology annotation, biological process: regulation of mitochondrial mRNA stability. The record is from RefSeq and is a predicted model, not a curated record. Lineage: Eukaryota; Metazoa; Arthropoda; Insecta; Lepidoptera; Bombycidae.
AUGUAAUUUAAUGAAUCGCCAGUGUUUUGAUUUCUUGUAUUGUUUAAAACAUCCUUUAAGCGUGAAGUGUAUUGUAUUACCUAUGAAAACAUUUUUUAAUUAAUUACGAUUAAUUUCAUGUUAGGAGAUACAAAUAUUAUCCUGUAUCUUAAAUAAAGAGUUAUUGGUUUUGGAAAUGGCAACUGCAAUAAGAACUUACUUAAAGGCAAAGAAGAAUAUCCUAUCUUGUAAUGCUAAUACGAAGGCUUCUGGUAUCAACUCGACAUUCCGCAGGAGUUUUAGUGAUGACAAGAACAGAAGUAAUCCACAAUUUAGCAAUUCUACUAUUAUGGUAGAGCACGGAUAUAAUGUACAGGAACUCCCAGUGCUUGUGAGAACAUUAACAGACUUAUCAGAAAUUUAUGACAAGCCUAUUGUAGACACAGAGCCCUCAAGAAUCUCUAACGAUUCCCAAAAUUAUAAUUUAAUAAAAUCAGAGUUCAGUCAAUGCUUAGAUCUAAGAGAUGUAUUUACAUUACUAUCCAAAUGUACAAAAAUAACACCGAGCAUUGCAUUAGGUGCUAUUGAAAGAAUUUAUACAUUAGAAAAAAAUCCAACUCAAAAUGUUCAUGUUAACUUAGCUAAAGGUGCUAUACUUGACAAAUUACUAAAAGUUGUAACAAAAACGAAGGAUACACAGACCAUCAUAAACAUACUCAACACAACAUCCACUUUUAUGGAACCUUACAAACCAAAGUUUUCUGAAGAGAUCAUGUUAAGAGUUCUUGACAAUAUGCUUUCAGUGGAACAAAUAUGUGAAUUUUUAAAAUUUCUCAUAUUAAAAAGAGGUGACCAACAAUAUUCAGAAAUCAUUGACAAACUAUGGAUUGGUUUUGUUCAACGGGAAGCAGAUAUCAACGAAACAAAUAUAUCAAAGUUGUUUUCCGUUCUCCCUGGUUUUAAAGCAAGUAAAAGAACUGUACUGAACUUAUCAGAGCAGAAGCUGUCUGAAUAUUGGAAUAAAAUUACGGUUUCAGUAAUGCAACAAAUUCUGGAUGUGUUCAUUCAAGAGAAAUAUUUGUCUGUACAGUCAUUUGCUGUGAUUGGCAGGUGGCUUCACACAAACAUUCAUGCCUUAAAUGAUGAUGAAAUGUUAGACAUUAUAUCAAAAUUGACACAGCUCAAGUAUACAGAUGAUCAAAUUGAAAUUGCUGUAGAAAAAUACAUCAAACUUAAAGGCAACAAAAUAAAUAUGCAUGUUUUAAUUGUUGGUAUUUUGAAUUAUUGUAUGCAAUUUCAUAUAAGGAAUGAUGAAAUUCUCAACGCAUGUAGUAAACAUUUUUUCAAUCAAGGCAGCACCAUACCAGCGGGCUUUUUGAGAUCUGUUUUAUAUCCAUUUGGAUAUUUUAACUUUAAACCACUUCAUGAGCAGUUUUGGUCUUUUGCUGAGGAUGUUGUUCUUCAAAAUCUAAAUAAGAUGACUUCUGAUGACAUAUGCUCCAUAAUACUAUCUUUCAUUUAUGUUAGUCAAUAUCCACUGAAGCUAACAAAAAGGAUUUUUAGUUCUGAGUAUUUAAUUAAUGUCAAAAGCUCAGACACUUUGAAGAAACUUCACUUAAUCGAUACUGCACUGUCUAUAGAAUGUCCAAAUUAUUUGGGACCUUUAAUGCCUAAGGACCAGUAUCUUCAGCCAAUAUCACAGGACUUUAGGGUUAAGAAUUUAAUAAACAAAAUAUUAGUUGAUAUUGAAUGGGUAGCAGGUGGUAAACAGAAUGUAUCAACCUCCAUACUUGUCCCGCACUUUUGCUCAGAUCAAACAUAUUUAAUAGAUAUUAUGUUACAUCCCCCCGGUUUGAAUUGCAGUAAGUCUGAUUGGUUAUCUAAGUAUGAUAAAGAUAAAACAAGAGCAAUACUCAUACAUCUCCCUGAUGACUUUUGUACUGAUAAUAAAAACCUCAUUGGUCCACAGCUCAUGAGGAGGAAACAUUUACAAAUUAUAGGUUUGAAUGUAACCAGUCUCAGUUAUUCAUUGCUUAGUCAAUUUUAUACUUCCCACAAUUCAAAUGGACUAAGAGAUUACAUUAAAAAUAGUUUAGGAGAUGCUGAUUAAUUUUUCAUGUGCCCAUCAGGUGGUGAAUGUGAUAAAUGAAUUUUUUCUCCUACCUACGCCGAAAGUUCGGUUCUCCUCCCGCUGUACAGGGAAGAAAGUGUAACUUUCUCUCCCU